AUGGAGCACAGAAAGUCCACAGGCAAAAGAUCAGAAGAAGGAUCGGAAGGGGCAGAAGAAGAACCCAAUGAAACUCAGGGAGAAUUUGAAGAGGUGGCUGAGAGGUCUUCCAUUUCAAGCCAGACUAUGUCUGAUGAUGAGCAGAGUGCAUGGCAGACAGAAUCAGAGGAGGAAGAUGAAGAUGCUGAGGCUGGACCAUCAGACAGCAGGAAACAACCAAAGCAAAUUGAGGGGGGAAAGACUGUCAGAAGGAAACCCACCCAGCAAAGGAAGCAGAAGAAGAACCUGUUCCUUGUGGGGAAGUACACAAGGCAUCCAGUGAACACCAUCAGACCUGCACAUUGGAGGAAGAAGAUUUUAUUCCACAUGAAGAUGCAGGGUCAUUCUCUGAAGAUUGAUCCCCAAGAGAGAUCAGAUGCUGUGCAGGAGACUGUUGACAAAGGAGAAGAACCUAGCACAUCAGAAGGAGGACCAAGGGAGGAAGAGGUGGAAGAGGUUUUGAGCAAUCAGGAUAGAUCCAGAAGGAAGAAGGGAAAUUAUACGAAAGAGAAGGACAAACCCAUUUCAUCUCAGAGUGGAGUCCACCUUGAGCAAGAAGAACAAACAGGAGAGAGACACCUUGAUGCUCAUUUGAGAAUCCACACAGAGGAGAAAACCAGUCAAAGCUCAGAGACAGUGAAAAGUGACUGUCUGAGCAAACCAAAUGUGAAGGAUCCAAUGCUCGGCACAGAGGGGAAAAGUCACACAUGUUUGGAGGAUAAAUCAACCCUUACUCAACAUGAACGAACUCACACAGGAGAAAAACCCUUUAAAUGCUCAAGCUGUGAAAAAUGCUUCAGGGAUAGGUCAGCCCUUGCCAGUCAUGAAAGAAUUCACACAGGGGAGAAACCCUUUAAAUGCUCAAGCUGUGAAAAAUGCUACAGUGAUAGAUCAGCCCUCGCCAAACAUGAAAAAAUGCACGCAGGAGAGAAACCCUUUAAAUGCUCAAACUGUGAAAAAUGCUUUAGUGAGAGAUCAGACCUUACCAAACAUGAAAGAAUUCACACAGGACAGAAACCCUUUAAAUGCUCCAACUGUGAAAAAUGCUUCACUGAUAAAUCAGCCCUUACCAAACAUGAAAGAAUUCACAAAAGAGAGAAAACCUAUAAGUGUAAUGAAUGUGGAAAGAGCUUCACUGUUAGCUCCGACCUCAAGUUACAUCAACAAAUUCACUCAGGAGUGAAACCAUUUACAUGUGAAGUAUGUGAAAAGAAGUUCAACGAGAGAGCAGCCCUCAUCAAACAUCAAAAGUGCCAUUCACGGGAGAAACCCUAUCAAUGCAACGAAUGUGGAAAAUGUUAUGCUAACAUCUCAUCUCUUACUGUACAUGGUAGAAUUCACAAAGGAGAGAAACGUUAUCAAUGUUCUGUGUGCAGUGAAACAUUCCGUUACAAGUAUCAGCUUGUUACACAUCAAAGAACUCAUACACAGGAGGAGACUCAUACACAGGAGACUUCCUAG
Messenger RNA from Elgaria multicarinata webbii, 1500 nucleotides. RefSeq names its product zinc finger protein 135-like. The transcript has 5 exons. The coding region runs from base 1 to 1500 and encodes 499 amino acids. Gene Ontology annotation, molecular function: DNA-binding transcription factor activity, RNA polymerase II-specific; RNA polymerase II cis-regulatory region sequence-specific DNA binding. Gene Ontology annotation, biological process: regulation of transcription by RNA polymerase II. The record is from RefSeq and is a predicted model, not a curated record. Lineage: Eukaryota; Metazoa; Chordata; Lepidosauria; Squamata; Anguidae.